GGUUUAUGUCUGUAGGAUUUUUGUGGACAGGAGGGCAAGGGUGUUUACUAUCAACAGGAUUAGGACACUGAAGUAUAAGCUCCAAGGUGCAGCUGGUCCCAGGAUAAGAGCAUAACCGUGGGGAAGCCAAUGGCAGGGCAUUUCGUGUAACUGGGAAGCACUGAGGUGAGAAGCACAACUUGGAAACUUGCCCUGUGAGUCAAUUAUCAGUCAGUAGAAAAGAUUAAAGGCAGUGUAAAAGGAGGCCAGACUUGCAUUCAUCAACUCUCUUUCUCUUCAAUCCUGCUUUUCUUUUCCGAAUUUCCCAAAAAGUGGUAUUUGGAGUUUCACGAUUGGCAAAGGAGAACUUGAUUGAAGAGUUGGAAGGGCAAGUCUCUGGUCUGUGUACACAAAGACGUUUAGCACCCAGAGACUGACAUCCCUGGGAAAACUGCCCACAAGUGUUGCCAUCCAAGGAGACAACAACAACAACAAUAAAAACCAAGAAGCUGCUGCCUGACUCCAAAUUGACUGCAAAGAAGCCAUGAAGUCCCAGCCGGUGGGAAGCCUGGAAGAUGCCCUGCUGAGUAAGGUAGACUUGAGGCACCAGCAAAUUUCCCAAACUGUGGAUGAGGUGCAGAGAGUUGUCCAUCGUUUGACUACAGAAAUCAGCCACCAGGAUGUUCGAUUUCAAGCUGUGCCUUACUCUGAUACAUACAAUGUGAACAUUAAGGUCUUGGCCCCCAGCCAGUUCCUCAUCACAGUCCCUCUGAGGGGCCUGGCCGGGUACAGGGAGGUCAGGGAGCAGCGCUGGCGCUACUACACCUUACAGGGCACCAGGCUCCCCUGUCCCCUGCGGGACCCCGAGGGCUUGCAGCAGUGGCUGGCGACAGAGCAGUUUACGAAGAGCAUGUGGCAAUGGCAUGAGACCGAUGUGAACAUUGAGGGAGACAUAGUGCCCGCCAAGGUUCUCCAGGUGUUCCGGAAGCUGGUGGACAAUGCAAUCAGAACCUGUCACCUCUCAGGGAAGGUCAGCCUGUUGGCCAACCGCUCUGCAGUCUGGGUUGCUGUGGAAACAUCAACGUGUCAAGUGGAACUAGAGCUGGUCCCCAUGGUGGAGAUCUCCAACACCUGGUCCGAGAAAGCACAGUGGCCUCCAUGUCUGAAACGCUGGCCUAACCCAAAGAAGGUGGAAUGCAUUAAGUCUUUUGGGUUCAACUUGUUGGCUAGCUCUAGCUAUCACUGGCAGCUGGGCUUCCAGCAGGCUGAGCGGGUGCUGCUGCAGCAAUUGGACGAGGAUGGAGGCUGCCGCCGGAGGUGCCUGCAGGUCAUGCGACAGCUGAAGGAGGACGUCUGGUGUCCUGGGAAGAGGCCGGUUCUCACGUCCUACCACCUGCAGACGGUGCUCUUCUGGACUUGCGAGAAGUACCCCCACCCCAAGGACUGGCAGGUGUUGAGCACUGGGCUCCUGCGCCUGGUGAGAAAGCUGCACAAGUGUGUGAGCCAGCGCUUCCUGAAACACUACUUCGUCCGCAAAAGCAACCUUCUCCGGAGCGCGAAUGCCAGCCAGCUGGACCUCGUAGCCCAGAAGCUGGCCUUCUUCCUCAAGAACCCGCAGGUCAGCCUGCCCUGAGCUUUGCCUGUCUGCAAGGCCUUGCACGAUUCCCUCCAGCUUGACCUCAUUCUCGGGGCAGAUCCUCACUCAGGAGCCAGCCUCCUGUCCCCCAGGAGAGGAAGUGAUGCCCACCCAACAGCACAUAAUAUGGGCAGAAGAGGUGGUCCCAGGUUUCCCUGGGACCAAGCAAGCAUUUCAGGCCCGGCUUUCCUCUGCUGGGGAUGGCUCGUGGCCAGCAUAAAUCAGAGAGGAAAAGUGCCUGCUGCUGGGGCCACAGCCUUCCGAGGGUCAGGGAUGGAAUGAACUUGGUA
Messenger RNA from Ochotona curzoniae (black-lipped pika), 1905 nucleotides. It is a transcript of the gene MAB21L3, whose product is annotated as mab-21 like 3. NCBI's taxonomy places the organism in Eukaryota, Metazoa, Chordata, Mammalia, Lagomorpha, Ochotonidae. The transcript is spliced from 6 exons. The record is from RefSeq and is a predicted model, not a curated record. The coding region runs from base 524 to 1612 and encodes 362 amino acids.